CGCGCCCGGUGAGGCGGGCCGGGACUCGCGGCUCGCACGCCCUUGGGCCGCCGCCGAGCGCGCGCUCUCCCUUCCGCUUCCGACGCGCUGUCCUCCCAACCGGUGGAUGUGCGGCAAUAAUAUGUCUGCUCCGAUGCCAGCCAUCGUGCCCGCCGCCCGGAAAGCCACCGCCGCGGUUAUUUUCCUUCAUGGAUUGGGAGAUACUGGGCAUGGAUGGGCAGAAGCUUUUGCAGGUAUCAGAAGUUCACAUAUCAAAUAUAUCUGCCCACAUGCGCCAGUUAUGCCUGUAACAUUAAAUAUGAACAUGGCUAUGCCUUCUUGGUUUAACAUCAUUGGGCUUUCUCCAGAUUCUCAGGAGGAUGAAUCUGGAAUUAAACGGGCAGCAGAAAAUGUAAAAGCUUUAAUAGAGCAAGAGGUGAAGAAUGGCAUUCCUUCUAACAGAAUUAUUUUGGGAGGAUUUUCUCAGGGAGGAGCUUUAUCUUUAUACACUGCUCUAACCACCCAGCAGAAACUGGCGGGUGUCACUGCACUUAGUUGCUGGCUUCCACUUCAGUCUUCAUUUCCACAGGGUCCUAUCAGUGGUGUUAACAAAGACAUUUCUAUUCUCCAGUGCCAUGGAGAUUGCGACCCUUUAGUUCCCCUAAUGUUUGGUACCCUUACUGUUGAAAAACUAAAAUCGUUGGUAAAUCCAGCCAAUGUAACCUUCAAAACCUAUGAAAGCAUGAUGCAUAGUUCGUGUCAACAGGAAAUGAUGGAUGUCAAGCAAUUCAUUGAUAAACUCCUACCUCCAAUUGAUUGAUGACACUAAGAGGCCUUGUGUAGAAGUACACCAGCAGCAUUGUAGUAGAGUCUAAACUUUUUCCCAUGCCCAAUCUUAAAACUUCUAAUGUUUGCAGUGUUAAAAUGUUUUCUAAAUUUACAUCGGUGAUAUAUAAUAAAUAACGUUUCCUUGUGGGAAAUUUAUGAUCUUUUAAGUUUCUAUACAUGUAUUUGUAUAAUGUGAUCCAGAAUAUACCAGUAUUAAAAUAGGUGAGACAGGACCGGGGAUUUAGCUCAGUGAUUCCACCGCCUGCCUCGCAAGCGGAAGGUCCUGAGUUCGAUCCCCAGUACCAAAAAAAAAAAAAUAGGUGAGACAGCUAGGUUCUUUUUCU
Molecule: messenger RNA, 1151 nt
Organism: Heterocephalus glaber (naked mole-rat)
Lineage: Eukaryota; Metazoa; Chordata; Mammalia; Rodentia; Bathyergidae
Gene: Lypla1
Product: lysophospholipase 1
Biological process (GO): protein depalmitoylation
Cellular component (GO): cytoplasm
Molecular function (GO): palmitoyl-(protein) hydrolase activity; carboxylic ester hydrolase activity
Source: RefSeq, a predicted model, not a curated record